This is a messenger RNA of Phasianus colchicus (ring-necked pheasant), 1996 nucleotides long. RefSeq names its product ring finger protein 115 (gene RNF115). The record is from RefSeq and is a predicted model, not a curated record. Lineage: Eukaryota; Metazoa; Chordata; Aves; Galliformes; Phasianidae. Gene Ontology annotation, cellular component: nucleus. Gene Ontology annotation, molecular function: ubiquitin protein ligase activity. Gene Ontology annotation, biological process: ubiquitin-dependent protein catabolic process.
AUGGCGGCGCGGCCGGGAUCAAAGCUGGGGAGCAGAGAGGAGACAGCGCGGAUCGCAGCGUUUUGCUCGGCUCUCCCUCCGCACCGCGGCGCUCCGCCCUCCCGCAUCUCGGUGCGGAGGGGCGCCGUGCGGGAGCGGCUCGACCCCUCCGUCCCCGCGGAGCCCCCCGUGCGUCGGGAGCGCGGCGCUGUGCGUGCGGAGCGCGUCGUGCAGCCGCGGUACGGCGGUGCCGAGCGCCUCCCGGGCGGACCUUCCCCCCGCACGGCCCGUCCGCCGCCCGCGGUUCCUUUGCUUCUAAAUCGGGAUCCGGCGCCGCAGGUGGGAAGGAACCUGCAGCUCCUCGGCGCUGGGAAGGAGGUCGCCGCAUCCUCGCGUUGCGGCGUGACGCAGCCGUGUGCGUUGUGUUCCCCUGUCGCGCAGCUCUGGGACCACUUGGACCACACCGUGUUCUUUCCCGACUUCAGACCCUUCCUGAGCAGCGGCUCCCUGGACCAGGACGGCAGAGACAACGAGCGGGGCCACCAGGCCCACGCCGAGCUCUGGGGGCCCAGCCGGCCGCCGCGGUUGCCCAUGGCACGCAGGUUCCGCUCCCGGGGCAGCUCCCGCCCCGACCGCUCGCCGGCCAUUGAGGGAAUCAUCCAGCAGAUCUUCGCGGGGUUCUUCGCCAACUCGGCCAUUCCCGGCUCACAGCACCCGUUCUCAUGGAGCGGGAUGCUGCAUUCCAACCCCGGGGAUUACGCGUGGGGACAGAGCGGCCUCGACGCCAUCGUCACGCAGCUCCUGGGACAGCUGGAGAACACGGGGCCGCCGCCGGCCGACAAAGAGAAGAUCUCCUCGCUGCCGACGGUGGCGGUGACUCAGGAUCAAGUCGACACGGGGUUGGAGUGCCCGGUGUGCAAGGAGGACUACGCGGUGGCCGAGCCGGUGCGGCAGCUUCCGUGCAACCACUUCUUCCACGGCGGCUGCAUCGUGCCCUGGCUGGAGCUGCACGACACGUGCCCGGUGUGCAGGAAGAGCCUGAGCGGCGAGGACUCGUCGCGGCACUCCCACGGCCCCGCGCCGGGCGGCGGCUCCGGCGGCGACAGCCAGAGCCGGGAGCGGUGGACGUUCUGACGCUCCGCCCGCCGCCGUCCGAUCCCCCGGCCGUCCGCCCGGCGGCCCCGGGCGCGUCGCGGCUCCGCGAGCGGCGCCUCCGCUCCGGAACACGGAACGUCCGGGCGCCGCGGGCGGCUCCGAACCCCGUGACGGGGCGGGCGGAGCGGCGCGGGGCGGGGGGAACCGCGGCCGCGUUCCGUGGGGCGGAGGGGACGGAGCGGCUCCGGGGGGCGCGGCGGGGCUGUGCGGGGCUGUGCGGGGCUGUGCGGCGGCUCCGGUCCCCGUUUCGUUCCCGCUCCGCGGCUCCGGCCGCGUCCCCGGCUCCGUCUGCGCUCUUUGGGUCCAUCCGCGUCCGAGGGUCUGUCUUGUCCCCGGGUCCGUCUGUCUCCGGGUCCAUCCGCGUCCCCGGGUCCGUCUGUGCUCUUUGGGUCCAUCCGCGUCCCCGGGUCCGUCCGCGUCCCCGGGUCCGUCUGCACCUUUUGGGUCCACCCGCGUCCCCGGCUCCGUCUGCGCCCUUUGGGUCCACCCACGUCCCCGGCUCCAUCCCCGGGUCUGUCCGUGGCCGUGGGUCUGUCCGCGCCCCCACGUCCGUCCCCGUCCCCGGCUCAGUCUGUGCCCCAGCUCCGUGCCCAUCCACGCCCCCCGUUCUGUCCGUGUCCCCCCCCCCACCCCCGCGGAGCACCGCAGCCCGCAGGCGCUGCGCACCCCGGACCGCCCCGCGGAGCUCAGGCGGCGCGGAGCCGCGGAGGAGCCGCUCGUCGCUCCGCUCUCUGUCCUUUUAUUUCGGCGCUUCCGUCGCUUCCCGACCCCAAAGGAAAGGAAGCCCCGUUUGUUUGUACGGCCCCGACGGGUCCACGCGCCGACGGUUUGCGAUGAUGUCCAAUAAAGGCCUUUCUAACGA